This is a messenger RNA of Rhipicephalus sanguineus (brown dog tick), 6086 nucleotides long. Its product is annotated as DNA mismatch repair protein Msh3. The record is from RefSeq and is a predicted model, not a curated record. Gene Ontology annotation, cellular component: nucleus. The coding region runs from base 242 to 3127 and encodes 961 amino acids. Gene Ontology annotation, biological process: mitotic recombination; mismatch repair. The transcript is spliced from 18 exons. Gene Ontology annotation, molecular function: mismatched DNA binding; ATP binding; ATP-dependent DNA damage sensor activity. NCBI's taxonomy places the organism in Eukaryota, Metazoa, Arthropoda, Arachnida, Ixodida, Ixodidae.
AUGGCGGCACUCCUGGGCCGACAACGUUGUUGCUUUUCAUAGAGCGCGAGAUUGCUUCUUUAGCGAACAUCACGCGAUGACACGAAGGUUAACGUGCGUACCUAAGUGCUACUAGCAGAUACUCAAGUCUUGUCCUUUCUGUGUGUUCACUUGUGUUCACUGCGAACGCCCAAUGAAUAUCUGUAACAAGCGAUCUGCGGGAGCCUCAGUAAGGUAAUCCACGCGCUGUCAAAAAGAGGGUAUGGUUCCGCCAGCGCAACUACGCGCUAUAAUCAGGCGCCGGGCUGCGUCGAAGUCGCAGAAAGACGGAAGCGGUGGCAAGGCUCGGAAAAGGGACUCCAAGCAAAGUGCGAGCGACGCAUCUUCAUCUUCGAGAACAGCGGCUUGUGCUACGAACAAAAGAAAAGGACUCGCAGGCGGCGACUUCACCAAUAUCAAGAACAGGCUGUGCACCCGCUUUGGAGCAGCGUCGCAUCAGACGAACUCCGCGGCGAACAGUGAAAGCUGCGACUCGCUUGCCGAAAGCGCCGAUGAUGCCGGAAACUCGAAACCAACAAGCUACACACCGCUUGAAAGCCAAGUCGUGGCUAUCAAGCAGCGACACCCCAACACCAUCCUGCUGGUUGAAUGUGGGUAUCGUUUCCGGUUCUUCGGAGAAGAUGCGGAGUUGGCUUCCCGUGAGCUCUCCAUCAUGUGCAACCGUGACCACAACUUCAUGACAGCCAGCAUUCCGGUACACCGCCUGGGCUUCCACGUGGAGCGGCUCGUUUCCCGCGGGCACAAAGUGGGCAUAGUCCGGCAGACUGAGUCAGCGGCGCUCAAGUCGGUCGGAGCGUCGAAGUCUACCGUCUUCACCCGUGAACUGACGGCGUUGUUCACCAAGUCGACAUUGAUUGGAGAAGAACUCUCAACCGGAUGCGAAGACUCAAGCAAGGGAGGCUACUUGGUAUCCAUAUGCGAAGCCGACUGUGCGACUCCAGAUCACAUACUCGUCGGGGUCGUGGCAGCCCAGCCGACCACGGGAGCUGUUCUUUACGACACAUUCGAGGAGAGCGCGUCUUCCUGUGAACUGGAACAGAGGCUCGAAAGUCUUCAGCCAGUCGAGAUUGUUUUAUCCGAGAAGUGCCACUCCAUGUUGGAGAAGACGGUGUGCAACUUUACUAGCUCGAGUCGUGAAGGGGUCCGCGUGGAGCGGCUCCCGCCGGAAUACUUCCAGCUGUCUCCCAGCCUCGACGCUCUGACCGCCUUCUACUCGGCCAACAAGAAUUCGUCGAGCAUUGCCCAGCUGACAGCAAUCCCGCCAGUCAUCAUCUGCUGCGUUGGCUCGCUCCUCGAAUACCUGAAAGCGUUCAAACUGGAGGAAAUUCUCAGGGACAUGAACAAUUUUACUCCCAUGUCUAGUGGAUGUCGCAAAAUGGAUCUCACGGCGGCGACGCUGCGGAGGUUGGACGUGUUCCGUAACUCGACGGACGGAUCUGUAAAGGGCAGCCUGUUUGGCCACUUGGACCAUACGUUGACAGCCUUUGGUCGCCGCUUACUUUUCUCAUGGAUUGGUCAACCAUUGGCCGACUUAGAGUUGAUCAAGGAACGCCAGGAGGCUGUUGCGAACAUACUCUCCCUUGGAGCCAACAGCCUCCCUGAACUUAGAAAAUUUCUCUCAAGAAUGCCUGACGUUCAGCGCGGCCUUUGCGCGAUUUUGCACAAGAAGGUGAAGCCGUCUGACCUCGUGGAAAUACUCUCCUCUCUGUCCCGGGCACAAAGUCUCUUUUCAGCGCUCUGCACAAAUUUUUCGCUCGGCAUCACGAGCACCGCGUUGAAAAACUGCUUUGUCAAUGUCGCGAGGCUCUUGAGAGACGUUGAAGGCCAUCUCGACUGCCUGGACAUCAGUUCAGCCAAACGCGACGACAUGGCCACACUCUUCAAGGACUUAUCCGACUACCCCGACCUUCUGAAGUGCCACAAAGACGUCUCGAACAUUGAGAACAAGCUUCUUUCACUCCGGAAGGAUAUUGCCGUGCAACUCGGAGUUGCCACAUUUGACUACAAGAUGGUCAAUGGACUGCCGUACCUUGUUGAAGUUCCUGUCCAGAAAACUUCCAUGCUGCCUCGGGACUGGUUCAAAAUAAGUUCGACAAAGACCGUGAGCCGGUUCCGGCCACCUGUGGUCGAGUCUCUCUACAAGGACCUCUGCGUUGCCAAGGAAGUAGCACUUAUGCAAAGCCGCAAGUCUUGGCUUUCUUUCCUUGAGAAGCUGAGUACGAGGUACACGGACUACCAACAGGCGGUGAAGAGCAUAGCCACUGUGGACUGCUUCCUGUCGCUGGCCGAAACUGCUUCCCAAGCUGGAUACUGCAGGCCGCAGAUGCUGCCUAAAGACCCGGCCACGAUCCGGAUUGUCCAGGGAAGGCAUCCAGUGCUGGAGCUGAGUUGCGCGCAGCAGCAGUACGUGAGCAACGACACUGACCUCAAUGAGACCAUGCGCUGUUGCAUCAUCACCGGUCCCAACAUGGGCGGCAAGAGCUCAUACAUGCGGCAAGUGGCCCUCGUUGUCAUCAUGGCGCAUCUUGGCUCUUACGUGCCAGCCGAAUCUGCAGCCAUCAGCCUGAUCGACGGCGUCUUUGUCAGAAUGGGGGCCGAGGACGACAUCACUCGCUGGCGAAGCACGUUCCUGAGCGAAAUGCUGGAGACCACUGAAAUCCUGGACAAAUGCACCGACCACUCGCUGGUCAUCGUGGACGAGCUGGGCCGAGGCACCGCCACGCACGACGGCACCGCCAUUGCUUGGGCUACGCUUCGUCACAUCGUGGAAGAGAAACGGUGCUUGGCCUUGUUCGUAACACAUUACCCACCAGUCACUCGGAUGAAAAAUCUCCAUCCGAGCAACGUCCUGAACUGUCACACUGCCUUUGACGUUGAUCACGAAGAGGCAGUGACGUUUCUGUACAGUUUACAGCCCGGCGCAGCUGAAAAGAGUUACGGUCUCAAUGUUGCCAGACUCGCAAAGAUUCCGGAGCACGUCAUCGCCCGCGCACGCGAGAAAGCAACGGAGCUUCAAGAGGUGAUGAAGGCCAAAGAAGAACUUCAGCUGGAAGCAUGUCGCAUUAUGUUAAGUGAAAGCCCCGGAUAGCAAGAACCUCCCUUAGAUAAGCACUUCUGAUUGUUAGGUACUUGUACAGUUGAUUUUAUCUGUUUCCGUAUGCAUGUUUGUUUGUCCCAUGAAUUCUUUUGCGAGUGCUGAGCAGUUGUGCAGAUUUGAGCUGUGUGUGGUUGUAAAAACUAACUCGACAAUGUGCUUGCCAGUACUGAAACUUAACUACCUUCGAUGGUGUAAUAAAACACUGCUGGGAGCUAAGUUGCGAGAUGAACACUGAUUGAUUUAUCAUUAUAGGGAUUCACCAUCCCCUCAGGCGCUGUAGCGAAGGCCUCUGAAUUAAUUUUAACAGACUGGGUUUCGUUAACUUGCACUUGGAUCUUGGUACCUGUGUGUGCUCGGUACUUGAGAGGCAAAUCUUACUAUAAACCAAAAAACAGCUGCUAGAAAAGUCAUUAAUCAACUGUAAAUAGAAAAUAUACGAAGACCCUUCUUUCUGCAUGAUUGCAUGAAAUAUCUUAUGCCCAGAAUUAAAAGGCUGUAGGAAUUGAAAUAAAUUUAGCCAUUGAGACAAUGCAAAUGAAAUUCUGUAUACAAGAAACAUUGGAGGUGGCAUGGAUUAUACAAUGCCUUAGUAGAAGUAGGUCCUGAAAUUCGUUAGGCUACGUUUGAGGAACAAUAGAAAGUUGACACAAGAUAGGACUCAUUAUAAGGUCAUUGUUUACUGGGCAAGUGUUGGUGAACGUGGUGCUCUUGAAGUGCUAAUGGCACUUUUUAGAGCCAGACACAUGAGAUUGAUUUUGGCACCUCCAAUGAUCAAACAGGCAUCAUUUACUAGGUUCUUAUUCUUGGCAUAGGAUGGCAGGCUGUUUUUUUCUGUAUGAAGCUAGCAUUCUGCUUUCUACUCAAUCUAGCUUUGUUUUCGGAGCAGCGAACACCGAGCAAAAUGUCUUUUUUUUUCCAUUGCCACAUAUUUAGAUAGGACCUGCCGAUAUCUAAGGCUUCCUUUCAAGCACAGGAACAAAAACAAAAAAAUAAACACAGAACUGGGCUUUGUCUAACAACCGUUCGUUCCGGAGGGCCGGAAUCAUCUUGAAGGUUUAUGAAGGGGGCAAGCGCACAAGUCGUGACGUGCGACCAGUUCUGCUGCGGCCUAUCGAAAAGUGCAUAAGCAGAAAGGAAUCAGAGCGAGUCGCGUCAACUGAAAUGUCCACCGUCAGUAGCGGUCCCGGAGGUGAGCGAAAAGUUCGGAGAUUCGCCGGGUGAGCGGCACGUAGUCUCGGAGGGUAAGGUAGUCGCGCAGGUUACGUUGGCCGUCAUGCUCCAGGUGCUGCAACUCGUCGGGCAUCGCGUCGCGCUCUACUUCCGGCCCAAGCUCCACUUGGAAGCGCUCCAUGCCGAACAGCAGCUUGCACAGAAGCUGAAUCAUGCGCUGGUGCACCUCUUUAAACAUCUCCUGGAAGGGCUUCUGGUAUUUGAUCUGAUCCAACAUGGCUUGCUCCACGGCCAGCUCGUAGUACUGCAGGGAGUCGUAUGCCGUCUGGAACACCGUCUGGUAUGCGUCCUCCGGCGUCGUGGACUCAUCCAACUUGUCCGUUGGAAUUUCAGGCAGCCACGCUUGUUUGUAGUGUUCCACGGACUUCUCGAACUCUGAGUCGGAGAAGACAGCUUUGACAAACCUGUGCUUCGCGUCGUCGGCGUCUUCGCUGGCAGCCAGUGAGGUGCUGGCCAUGGAGUCAAGGACCUUGUACGUGGUCGUUGAGCUCGAGUCCGUGUCAUCGUCCACGUCGAACAGGUUGCACGAGCCAGCCCACCAGGGGUAUUGGUUCUCGCUGGAAUGUGAAGAUAGCCAUCCGGGGUGUACGUUCGGGAACUAACUUUGUUUCAUGCAUCAGGCACAAUGCUGUAGAAGCUCGCGAGACUUGCAGCAGAUGCGUUUGCACCAAGAAAUAGUUCUAUGGUUUUAUCACCCGUAAUGCAAUUUUUUUCCCGUUUUUAGACAGUGAUAAAUGAAGACGCUUUGCGCAUUAAAAAUAAACAAACCCCGUUGUUUAUACGGUUAUCAAUAGGUUGUUCUAGAUCACUUGGCAUCUCUGUUUUAACGUCAUGGCCUCCGCGAUUAGUUCCCGUAGUGUACAGCCGGAGCCAAUUGCGGAGGCCACAUUUACAAUGAUGAAAUCCAAGCGUGAGACGCCUGGACUUUUACAUUUUGCUGACCGAACUUCUUGCAUAGAAUCAUUGCUGCUGCUAUAAUAAAACACUGAUGGUAGCUCAUCUGGGUGAUUACUACUGAUUUGUUAAUUGAUUGUUCGGGAUUUGGCAUCUAUGCAUAGUAAAGGUGCUGCAGGGAAGGCCUCUGAAUUACCACUAACGGUCUGGUGUUCACUGGCACAUACCGAAAUCUUGUUACUUGGAUGGUGUUUAAUGUUCAGGCAAUAAAUCUGAGCAAAAAAAUAAAAGAGCUUUAAGUUCCCUGUUUGGCUAUAUGAAAAUCCUGGAAGUAUGCUCAGUUCCAGCUUUGUGUUUGAUUACAUGAAAUCUUUUAUGCUCGUAAUUUAGAGACUGUGGGAACCAAAAUAAACUUAGGCAUGUGGACAUUAUAAAUUUUCGUAUAUCGCAAGGGUUGAAUGCAUCAUGCGACGGCCUAUAGUUCCACUAAAAAGAGCAGACACUCAAAAUAUGUGGACGUUAUCAGACGAUUUGGGAAUGACAGAAGAGACGUAGUCACAUUCGUUGUGAGAUUGUUAGGUUUAUUGACCGAGUCUUGCAACUUUUGAAACGAAAUGCGUGGUAUUUAUUUCACUUUGUUGAAUCCCUAUUCAUUAUGUAAAGCUUUGACUUUCAGCUGUUGGAAGCACAGGGAUCUCGCAGUAGUGGCACACAAAAAUGUAUACUAGCGGGUUCCUGUCAACUCACUUCAGGGGUUCCCGAACAUAGUGUUUUAUUUUUUAUUUGUAAAGAGGUCGUGGAGCGGGGCUCGUGCUCAGAUGGUUUU